This is a messenger RNA of Chrysemys picta bellii (western painted turtle), 1752 nucleotides long. It is a transcript of the gene RBFA, whose product is annotated as ribosome binding factor A. The record is from RefSeq and is a predicted model, not a curated record. Lineage: Eukaryota; Metazoa; Chordata; Testudines; Emydidae. Gene Ontology annotation, biological process: rRNA processing.
UCCCAGAGGCAGAGCCGGUGCGGUGCCGCCCAUGCCCGUUAGGGGCGCGGCGCAGCGCAGGGAGGCCCGGCUGCUGCUCCUUCCCCCGGACCCGGAGCGGCGCGCGGCUCGCUGCAGCAUGUGGGGCUCGCGGGCCGGCCGGGGGCCGCGAUGGCGCCAGCUCCGAGCGAUCGCACCCGGCGGGGCCCAGCGGUGGAGCGCUGCGAGCGGCGGCGGGGUGGAGGCCGGCGCGGGCGAUCUGCUGCCGGGCGGCUCCUGGAGCCGGGCCCUGCACGGGUCCGCCGCCCUCUGCGGCUCCAAGAACCUGCUCAAGAAAUUCGCCUCGAAAACCAAAAAGAAGUUUUGGUAUGACAGUCCUACAGUGGGGUCUCAUCUGGUGUACAAGCCAUCCAAGUUGGCCACUAUACUAAAGGCUACUCAGCAGAAAACUAGGAAAGAAGACAGCAUACGCAAAAAGGUCCUAAAUAUCCUCUUGUAUAAAGCUGUGACAGACUUGAUGUGCACCUGUGAAGUAAGUCAAGAGGUUUGUGACCUCAAGCUGGAACUCACCAAGGUAUCCCUGUCACCAGACUUUUCAGCAUGUCGUGUGUACUGGAACCCUGCUGAAAGUGCAGAGGAGGAUGAUCGUAUUGAAAGUAUUUUACAGAAAAGUGCCCCACGUAUAAGACAUCUUUUGAUUACCAAUCAGGUUCUGAGAACUGUUCCUCCAAUCGUGUUUGUUAAAGACAAAGAAGCUGCAGCUAUAAAAGAGAUUGAUAGGUUAUUGGCAAUUGCUGAUUUUGGACCUCAGGGAGAAAAAGACACUUUGGCUGAAAACGACUUUAGUGAAUCAAAGUCUUCUGCAUCAUCUUCUGACAUGGCAGCUUCGUCCAUCCCAGCUGAUCUUUUUGGGAUCGAUCAUGAAGUGCUCAAUAAGCAAAUAAUGGAGUACAAAAAAAUGAAAAAGGUGAAGGACACAGAAGGCAUUGGGUGGGCAGAACAGCAGCAGAUGCAGCUGGCUGAGAUACAAAAGCAAAAGAAAAUGAAAAAGAAGAAAAUAAGGAAUCCCUUUGAGAAUGAUAUCACACCACAGAAAUAUCUGCUGGACAAAUAUAGUGAAGAUUCUUUGGAUGAUGACAUUGCACCUUCUCAAGAUAGUGACCUGGAGUAUGAAUUACAGGAAGCGAUAGAUGAACUAGAGGUAGAUGAUGACAGAAAUCCAUCUACUACCAAACUUAAGUGAAAUUAAAAAGCUUAAAAAAAAAACAAAAAACCAACAGUUGGUAAUGAAUUAUAUUAGAGUAACCACAGAAUUACAACUUCUGUGCUGCUUAUUUACCACCUCCUUUCCAUCUUCUCCAAAAUAUGUGGAAGUGAAUCAAGUACUACAAGUUUUCAUGGGAAAAUAAUUUUUAAAAUCCUGCUUAUAAUAAAUCUGAGAAGAUGAGCUCUUCUGAACUAAAAUAAUUAAGAAAUAUUAUGGUUGUCAAAAGUAAAAUACCCUUAUCAGCUUUAGACUGAGAUGAAACUUCUUGUAAAUACAUUAUGUACCACCCAAAAAGCUUAUUACCUAUGCCUUUAUAUAAGUGCAAGGAACUGUCAAAAAUGAAAAUAUUUCAAAAAACUUGAUUAUAGUAGAAACAUGCUAAACUACAUUUCAGUAUCCUGCAAACUUUGUAUAUGCACAAAAAUGUGCUUUCCUUACUUCUCAAAGAUUUAAUAGAGUGCUUUGUGCUGUGAUCUCAUAUUACUAAAGCUUAUUUUUACAAACUA